Messenger RNA from Caenorhabditis elegans, 885 nucleotides. RefSeq names its product 7TM GPCR serpentine receptor class x (Srx) domain-containing protein (gene srx-23). The record is from RefSeq and is marked reviewed. The transcript is spliced from 5 exons. Lineage: Eukaryota; Metazoa; Nematoda; Chromadorea; Rhabditida; Rhabditidae. The coding region runs from base 1 to 885 and encodes 294 amino acids.
AUGUCGGAGCAACUGGUCGCAUUUUUCAUCACAUUCACUAUAAUGUUUGGUGGAAUAAUACUCAAUUUGUUCGUGUUGGCAGCGGCUCGGAACAUGAGCUCGAUGAAUGGCUCUUUUGGAAUUAUCACUAAAAACCAUGCGAUUUGCAAUUUGACAAUGUGCCUAUUGUAUGUGCUAGUAGUGUGUCCAAUGCAGUUGUCAAACAUCCCAAUUCUUAUCACAAAUUCAAGAUACAUCGGCCUUGCCUCUAUUAUAUUACACGAAUGCUCAAAUAUGCUCAGCCUCCUGAUGGCUCUCAACCGUUUUUUCGCAGUAUUCUGGUACCUUCGAUACAAUCGAAUUUUCUCGAAUUCCAACACGACCUUCAUGAAAAAUUUUGGCGGACUAGUUUUCGCUGUGAUUUAUUACAUUUUAUACGACUAUCUUGGCUGCUUCUUUUACUAUGAGAAAAGUAGUUACACGUUCUGGCUUGUGGACACUCCACUGUGUUAUAGUGUGUCCUGGUACUCGGAUAUUUUAUUCAACAAUUCGCUAGUAGUAUUCACGCUUGCAAUUAAUUUGAUAACGGUCUACAAAGCAGGAAAAAGCAAUCGAAACUUGCUCCAAGCCGCCGGAGCACAAAUGACAAAGAGGAACCGGCAGAGAGAAUUGGGUUUUAUAAAGCAAUCGUUUGCUCAGGGAGCCGUGAUAUUUGGAGGGCAAUGCGUUUAUUACGUGGGCGCGGUUUUUGUGACCAAUUCGGUUUUGUUGUUUUUUAUAACGAGUCUAUGGGUUUUUGUCCACGCAAUUCAAGGAGGCUUCAUGUUAAUUUCGAAUCAGGAAAUGCGAUCUGCAAUGAGCAAAAAGCAAAAUUCUAUCGCUUCACCAUUUGUUGUCACUGUCUGA